Messenger RNA from Chionomys nivalis (European snow vole), 6771 nucleotides. It is a transcript of the gene Dennd11, whose product is annotated as DENN domain containing 11. Bases 31 to 1398 code for a protein of 455 amino acids. Gene Ontology annotation, cellular component: cytoplasm. The transcript is spliced from 9 exons. NCBI's taxonomy places the organism in Eukaryota, Metazoa, Chordata, Mammalia, Rodentia, Cricetidae. The record is from RefSeq and is a predicted model, not a curated record.
CCUCGCGCCUCGGCUCCGCCUCGCCUCGCCAUGGUGGAGCAGGGAGACGCGGCGCCGCUACUGCGCUGGGCCGAGGGCCCCGCGGUCUCUGUGCCGCAGGACCCCGCGCUGCAGGCGGGAGGAUGGGCUCGGGGCGGCGGUGGGAGCGGCCGAGCGGCCGCGGAAGCACCCCGAAGGCGGGAACCCGACGAGCCAGCACCCCCCGAAGUGCUGCUGCAGCCCGGGCGUCUGGAGCUGGGCGACGUGGAGGAGGACCAGGUGGUGGCUGUGUUCGUGGUCACCUUCGAUCCCCGCUCGGGAAACAUGGUAGAAUGGUGCUUACCACAAGACAUUGACCUUGAAGGUGUCGAGUUCAAGUCUAUGGCCAGUGGGUCCCAUAAAGUUCAGUCUGAUUUCAUCUAUUUUCGAAAGGGGCCCUUCUUUGGCCUGGCCUGCUUUGCCAACAUGCCCGUAGAGAGCGAGCUGGAGCGUGGCGCACGGAUGAAAUCUGUGGGUAUCCUCUCUCCAUCCUACACACUGCUGUACCGCUAUAUGCACUUCCUGGAGAACCAGGUUCGACACCAGCUGGAGAUGCCGGGACACUACUCUCAUCUGGCUGCAUUCUAUGAAGACAAGAAAGGGGUGCUCCACGCCGGCCCCGGAAGGGGCGGCAGCCUGCCACCCGUCUACUGGCUGCCUUCCAUCCACCGCUACAUGUAUCCCGAGAUGAAGAUCACACACCCGGCUGGCUGCAUGUCUCAGUUUAUUAAGUUCUUUGGAGAACAGAUCCUCAUUCUUUGGAAGUUUGCCUUACUCCGAAAGCGCAUUCUGAUAUUUUCUCCCCCACCCGUUGGCGUCGUGUGCUACAGAGUGUACUGCUGCUGUUGUCUGGCCAAUGUCUCACUGCCUGGCAUUGGAGGCACAAUCCCUGAGUCGAAGCCUUUCUUCUAUGUCAAUGUGGCUGAUAUUGAGAGCCUGGAGGUAGAGGUGUCCUAUGUAGCCUGCACCACAGAGAAGAUAUUUGAGGAAAAGCGGGAGCUGUACGACGUCUACGUGGAUAACCAGAAUGUAAAGACACACCAUGACCACCUGCAGCCCCUGCUGAAGAUCAACAGCGCUGACAGGGAGAAGUAUCGUCGGCUCAAUGAGCAGAGGCAGAUGCUGCUGUACUCCCAGGAAGUUGAAGGAGACUACAACCCUUGUGAAGAAGACCUCUUUGUGCUGUUUUUCCUAGAGCAAAACAACCGGAUUUUUCAGACUCUGUUGGAGGUGUCUGCCAGUCAAGACAAAACUCUAACAGCAGAGCAUGCCCGAGGCAUGGGACUGGACCCCCAGGGAGACAGAAGCUUUCUGAUGGACCUGCUGGAGGCCUAUGGCAUCGAUGUCAUGCUGGUCAUUGAUAACCCCUGUUGUCCAUAGGAGGAGGACCAGGACUUGGUGGUGAGCUGCUCAUGUGGGGUGACAGGAGCCUGGCGUGCACCCCAGGCCCUCAGCAGCUUCAGUUUAAGUUAACACAAAGGACUGUUUAGACUCUCCAACCCAUGUAAUGUGUGCCAUUUCCUUUCUCCCCUCCGCCCUGGGGCUGAGGUGAGGCCAUCGGGUUUGUAGCCUUUGGUUGGACAUUGGAAUCUACUGUCUUCCACGGCUGCUGCUUUGGGUUUAGUCUUAGGAGUUCCGUCAGUCAGAGGGAGUCAGACUCUGGGAUGAACUGUUCAGAAGAUCUGUAAGUCUUCGCCCUUCGUUGCAUACAAGGAUAUGAUACCUGUGAGUCCUAGUGUGGCCUUAGAUGUGUAUCUGCCUAAAACCAGAAACUAAUCAGAUGACCUUUUAGGGUCACCAAGUUCUAGGGGUCGGGUUGGGAUGACCUACUUGUCACAGGACAAGUCUGCAUCUUCUGGGUUGAUCGGAGUGGGGACCACAGACAAGGAAAGCAGUGUUUCUGACAGAAUGUCAGGGAAAGGUGGAAAGCCAGGAAGAAUCUUUGAAACCCUUUCUAAAGUAAGGUAAUGGUAGCUACACAGCAUAACACCCCCCCAGCCCCUCCUGCGUCUGAAUCCCCUCCGGAUGGGUUGGUGAAUUUUGAAGGUUGGAGCUGGCCCCGGAGCUUAUAUAAGCAAGUUCAUUAGACAUUUGAGUCUCUUUUGAGGGCUGACUAUCUUCUUGGUGUAACAGGUUCGACAGGCAAGGGAAGACAUCGCAAGGUUCUCUGAGAGCUCUCCGGAGGGAUUGUUUGCCGUCCUGAAGCAGAUAUUUCUAGUGAAUUCGAAAACGUAGCCAGGGUCUGAGCUGGUUGACUCAGUUUGGGAUGUGGUGGGAACAGGUCUCUUAACUGGUUUAAAACUCCCACAAACUUAUCUUUAGCAGAGAAAACAUUCCUUAGCCUAAGCAGCUGGAUCCACAGAUCCAACAGAUUUGACAGGGAAAAUAAAAAGUGCCUCCCCUGCCAGGAGAAUAGCUAGAAAUCGCAGACGUACAACCAUGCCCGCUUUGGCCUGGGAUGGAACUUGCAGCCACCCUGUUCGGGUCUCUCGCGACUGCCAGGUUCCUAGAUGAGACACUAGGUGAGAGGCAGGUGUUAACCAUACUAAGAAAGCCAGUUCCAAUGCUAGUCUCCUUAAAGAUUUUGACUCAGAGUUUGCAUUUUCAGUAAUGAUUUCUUCUCCUGUGCUCUUCCUGCCUGCCUCCAUUACAUGUGAACAGCUAGCCAUCCAACAUCCAUGUCGGUAGCCAAAGAGCAGUCAGGCUGAUGUCCGCAGCAGAGAGAACUUCAGAUCACGGGGCUGUGCCUCUUAUCUCAAGUCUAGGUUCUCGCUUAACUCAAGUAUUUUCGCUGUAGUUCCCUGAUUAAAAAUCCGAGAAGGAAGACAUUUGCGUGUGUGGAGAUGCAAAUACACACUGAUGGGUCAGGGUAACAUCUUUUCUGUAAAUAUAUAAAUAAGUUUAGGCAUUGACAUAAACUGUUCAGCUAAUAGGUUUUUCUCCUCUGCAACGUGGGUUUAGCCGUCAUCCCAGUAACACGUCUACAAAAAACAGCUGUGCGCAGUGGCUCAAGUUUCACCUGCUCCUUCCUGUGGCUGACUUCUCCUCGUGCCCCAGGGCCGACUGAACAGGGACCAUCAGAUGCUGAUGAAACAGCACUUCCAGUAAUCUCUGAGAGCCUCAAAGUUGGGCGUAGAUACCCAGCCAGAGAUAGGAAGAGCCCUUCCUGAGACCCUCCCUAGAGCCUUCUGCUUGCCACCACUGUUCCCCUGUGCUGUUGCAAGCUGAUCUAAAGAUAGCAAGGGUGAGAAAGGCUGUCCUUUGUGAAGUUGGGCCCUGUGGACCCUUUUUAACAAAGCAGCUGAUUUCCUGGUCUCUUUGUACCCUGCCCACCCUUGCAGAGGACCAGUGUAUUAGGUGGCCCAGAGGGAUACAACCCCCAGAUGAUGUCAUGUCUUAGGUCAUAGGUUCUGGGCUCAGCUGACCCCAGAGCAGGACUUCUUGUUCAACAUUUCUUUCAAUCCUUUCCUACUCUGCCAGCUUCCUCCUGCAGCCAGAACCUGGAACAGACCUCUGUGUGGCCCAGCAGAUGUAUGUUAGCACCUCUGCAGCCUUUGCCUCCAUUAUCAGCAUCAGAGUACGUCUUAGAAGUGAAUUCCUGUCUGUGUCUCCGUGAGCUCUCACUUCAUCAGACUGAUCCCCCCAGUGGCAGUGAGCGAUGCAGGCCUGCCUUAUGUGCUGUAGGUUCCCCAUACAGCGAAGACGUUUGGGUAGACGGAUACAGGACCCCUCUACUAUGAUGGCACAGAACCUAGCAGCCACAGGAUUUGCUUUUUUUUUUUUUUUUUUUGCCACUUUUGAAAUACUUUCUGAAAACCCAUCUGGUUUUAUUAGGAAGAAAGGAGUGAGUUCAUACCCUUCACAACUUUCUAGGUCUGAUGGUCAGCAGAGUCAGGCUUUUUUUUUUUUUUUUUUAAAUUACCACUGGCCUCUAGGGAACAGGGUUAAAAAUUCAGAUGUGGGUCCUGCCACUCUCCUGGUGGCCCCUACCAGAUCCCUGCCUAAGCUAACAGAGCCCUUCUGGGGAGCACUAAACCCCAUCUGUACCAUGCUAUGAACCAUGUGCCAACCCGGAAGCACUUCCUGACUUGAGUUACUGGCUACUCAGUCAUUCUUAAGUUAGAAGAAAUUCCAAGUGGCCACAAUCCUCAGAGGGACUGGGGUUUUAGAGUUGUGGACAUCCAUAUUAAGUAUAACAAAGGCCUCUUAAAGUGGAUGUUGUCAAUUUCAUUAGCAGAUGGUAGGAAAUAGUUGGCUAGCUGGUGCCUGGCUCAGAACUCUUUCUCCAAAAGGAGUAAAAACUAGCAGAGCUUAUCUCCCCAGAGUCUUCAGAGGAAGGUCAUUGCUUGGUAUUAGCUUCAGCUUUAAACAUGGAGCCUUCCCUAUGCUGGGCGCAGACCCAGGCCAGUGUUGGUGUCCUACCUGGGGCCCAUAUGGUCCCGCCAGUUAGGAGUACAGUGUGACAGGAGGCGUUGGCCUCCCACACUGCCACCUUCCCUGGCUGUGGGAGAGAAGCUGUUUCCAUGGCUGUGACAGAAUAGAAUAGGAACUGGAGACUCACUUACCUUGCUGAAAACCACAAGAAAACCACGGGAAAGGUGAGAGCGGCACUCAGGAGACAAGAGUGUUAAAUGCUUCGUGGGAAGGUUCGCUUACAUACUUACCUGACGUCAGUUAGCUAGGAGAUAAAAGUAAAUUAAGCCAUAGCUCGUGGCUGUCUUCCUUCUGGUGGUGGCAGGCGGUGAACCUGCUCUGUCUUGAGGCACUGAAAGCAUAUGGAUGCAGUGAGAGAGGGAAACGGGACUUUCAGGGAGACUUGCACAGGGUGGUACCCAGUUAGCCUUCUGGUGGCAAACGCUAGCCUCUAGAGACACAGGCACUCAGGAACUGUCCUUUCCCUUAAACUCACAGCAGAGAGUGGAUGGAGGUGUUCUCUCCAGGUUCCGUGUAGUGGUCCUUGGUAAAGAAGGGAUACAGGGUGUGGAUGAAAGGAAUUACAGGAUAAUGACGAGUUUCACAGGGAACUUCCUUACCAUGAGAAGAGUUUGAAAACUGAUGAGAACCUUUGGAGUAAGACCAACAGGCCCUCCAGGGCUGCCGUCUCCCCACCAGACUUGCAGGCAGGUAGGCUAUGAAGAGCUGUCAGCCGUCCUGUCUCCCCCAUGGCUCACAGAUCCACACGUGUGAGAAUCCUGGGGCCUGCGGGCUUUACCUCAGCAGACCUAGUCUCCUCCCUUCUCAUCUCAUGAAAAUCCUUUUCUGAUUCAGGUAGGGGAAGGGGAGAGGCUGAGGGCUCUUUUAUACCCAGCACAUGGGUUUUGACUCUUCCACUUUAUUGCUAGCAUACCUCUGCUCCCAGAAGCGACUGGAGUACUGAGUGUUGUAGGAAAAAGACUGUGAAUUAAGGUAAUGUUUUCCCUAUGAGAAACACAAGUUUAUUUUUAUAUCAGUGUUACUGAGUACUAAAGUGUUGCAAUGGAAAGGAAUUGCAAAGUCAUAAUCUAAGAAGGAACGGGCAGCUUUGUAAUUGGACAGCCAGGGAGGCCCUUAGUGUCACUGUCCAUGACAGUGUACUGAAGCUGAGCAGACUGUGAGAACUUCUUCAGUGGCACUUGUUGGCCUGGGAGGGAUGAGAUGGCCACCAACUUUGGCUGAAGCUCUAGGACAGAAGGGAUAAAUGCAGUCCUUCGGUGACUGCUUCCUCCUGGUCAGGGAGACGGUGGGAAUGGGAGGUGGUUUUCUAGCUGGCACUUUAAUUCACUGAAGCGACUGCAAGUUGGGUGAUGACGCUGUAAAUUUAGAAAAGGAAUAGGAAGUUUCUGGUGCUAUAUAGAGAAAUGAAGAUGGGAUAAAGAAAGCUCUGCUUUUAUCUUUUUAGAACUUAUUCUAGAACCAUGUUGACUUAAAGUCUGAAAGGUUUACAGCAGAGGAUUUAUUUACUUUUGCAGCAGGUUCCUGCUCAGUCUCACGGUGAGUUUAUUUUGCUUCCUGAUGAUACUGGGGCUUAUGGGGGCAGAAUAGGGUUUUAUAAAUUGUGUAUAGACGGAACUUCAAAGUGAAAUACCCAGCAAAUAUAUUUAAUUGAAAUUGUAUCUAGGUAAAUUAAGCAAAGAUAUAUAAAAGUUAGGAAAACUAACAUCAGCCAUCAGCAAUGGGGGAUUCUGGCUGGGCUCCUGAACUGCCAGCAUGGCUGGCUUCUAGGAUUUGGGGAGGAAGUAAACAAAACAAGUUCUUUAUUUGUCCAGAACUUGCUGGCUAAAUUUUUAUAUGUCUGGAAUAUAAUCCUUUCCUGAAGAAAUAGUUGUCACCAAGGAAAUCUGUUUUCCAAUUUUUUUUUCUUUUUAAAACAUUAAGUGUCCCUGUUGCCUUAAAUGUAAAAACCUACUUUGAGUAAUAACCCCAGCCUAAGAGUUAUAGCAAUAAGAGAACCCAAAUCUAUUUUUGUUUCAAGUCUUUACCUCUAUGACAAAGUCAGAAAGAUAAUUGGUAAGUUUUGCUCUGGGUACUACUGCAGACCAAUGUAUCCUUUCUCUGUGUCUUCAACUGUGUGUUAUUUACAGACCUGAGGAGAGCUGGACUUAACCCUGAGGCUAAGUGCAAAUGUUUCUUGAAUUGAUUCUUUCUGUGGUACAAGUAACACCUGUGUAUAUCAUAUCUGUAUAUAUCUGAACCAAGUUAUGUGCAGAAGUUGAUAAUAACUAUAUUUACAAAAACCCCCAAAUUUUUACAAUUAAAGUUCACAUUUUAACAUGA